This is a messenger RNA of Paralichthys olivaceus (Japanese flounder), 779 nucleotides long. The record is from RefSeq and is a predicted model, not a curated record. NCBI's taxonomy places the organism in Eukaryota, Metazoa, Chordata, Actinopteri, Pleuronectiformes, Paralichthyidae.
CUUUAACUACACUGAAACAUGUGGGUUACCCAGAGACGACCUGCUGCUGAGCUGAGCUGAGUGAGGUCUACAAAACUUCUUCCACUUCCUCAAACGACACAUUUGACAGGAUGUGUGCCAUCGUUCUUCUCUUUGCUUUUUCUCUGCUGAGCUCAUAUGAUGCUGAAGACUCCGACAUCRUGACUCCUGUAUUUGUGCAGACGGGGAAGGAUCUGCUUCUAGACGUCAUGGCUCCUGUUUACAUAACUGAUGGGAGUGAAUUAAAAUGGAAAUAUAAUCAUACAGAAAACAUAAUUAGAUUGUUUUCUGAUAACAAAACAAUUAUACCUGACUCCUAUCAGGGAAGGGUCGAGAUUGUUCGCCAAAAUUACUCUUUGCUCUUGAAGAACUUAACACAAGCCGACAGUGGACAUUACAGGGCAGUUGUUCAAGGGAAUAAUGACGUAUCUGUGGGUAAAUACAACGUCACAGUUCAAGAUCCAGUGUCUCCGGUUCAUGGGAACGUGGACUCUGUGUCCCGGAGCUCCGACUCCUGUAACCUCACAGUGACCUGCAGCACACAGGACUCCCAUCACAUCAACAGCACUUUUAGAUGUGACAACAAAACCUGCAGCCAGGACGAGGGAGGAGACAGGUCCAAGGUCACGACCUCGGGCGCCUCCCUCCGUGUCUACCUGUCCAAUGGCUCCUCAGUUAUCUGUAACCAUAGUAACCAGGUCARCUCGRCCRAGGACRUAAUAAAGAUUGAGAGCUAUUGUUUCUCAGWUYSUGGUAAGUGA